Messenger RNA from Vitis vinifera (wine grape), 2604 nucleotides. RefSeq lists its product as uncharacterized. Bases 1 to 2604 code for a protein of 867 amino acids. The record is from RefSeq and is a predicted model, not a curated record. Lineage: Eukaryota; Viridiplantae; Streptophyta; Magnoliopsida; Vitales; Vitaceae. Gene Ontology annotation, biological process: protein phosphorylation. Gene Ontology annotation, molecular function: ATP binding; protein kinase activity. The transcript has 11 exons.
AUGAAUGGCAAUGUGAUAAUAGUGGCAGUUGAUGCAAGCAAAGAGAUCACAGACUAUGCACUCGAAUGGGCAGUACGCAACCUGAUCAAAGCCAUGGAUUCUUUGAUUCUUCUCGCUGUUGUUCCUUCAUGUGGACGUCCUCUGGCUAGCCGAAGCCAGACCCAUCAGUUUCUUUCUUGUCUGCUAAAGAAACUGGGUCUUAGGCAGGAGGAGAGUUCAACAUCUGAUCAGGCGGGCCUUGUUAAUAGAGCUCAGGAUGAUGCAUCCAAUCGAAUCAACGGUGUCUGUGUUCAGAUGAUGCAGCAACUGUGUUUAGCCCACAAUGUCAAGCAGGUCCAAACUGCAGCUGAAGUUCUAGCUGAUGCAGAGAUGGGGGCGGUUGCUACAAAAGCCGGAGAACUAGGAGCAACCUGGAUCAUUCUGGAUAGGCGGUUGAAGAAGGAAAGCGAUUGCUGCCUGAAGCAACUGGACUGCAACGUCGUACUUAUAGACCAUGCCAUCCCAAGGAUCCUUAGGGCGGUUGAUCCACCAAAAUUAAGAAAACUUGCUACGAGGGAACUUCAAACCGAUCCUACAGUAGCUGACAUGCUUGGCAUUAUUCCUACUUAUAAUCUCGCUUAUAAUCCUGAUUGCAACAGUCUAACAACCAGAAGCAGUCUCGGUUUAGAUAGCCCUUGUAAUGGAACGGAUGCCUCAUCCUUCAUGUCCAAUGACAAGGACAAGUUCAGUAAGGCCAGCCCUUCAGUUGCUGACCUCAAACCGGUUGGUUCCACUUUUCAUCUGAACUCUCAGUACUUCCACCAAGUAGUGGAAGUGGAAGAAGAAAGAUUUGACUUCACCCCUUCAUACAGUAAAUCUCAGCCAUUGGCAAUGGUGCCGAGAUUAGACACUGUCCAGUCACCUCAAAAGUCACCAGCCUGCACGAUGAAGGAGAAAACCAAGGCCUGCAAUGCUCUUCCAAAGAUCCAAAAUGAUGAGAACAGAGGUACUAGAAGAUCAAUUGAUUCGCCGCGCAUGUGGAGAAACUUGGGGAGUCCAAAGCAAUCAACUCAGCUGACUACCAGAAGAGACUCUAUGGCUACCAACAGAAUUGAACCAAUCACGUCUCCUCUUUCUUCAACCAUCGACAGAACUUCAAGCAUCAGAAAAACCAUGUCACUUUCCAUCAAACACCCACCCACUCCCCCACCCCUUUGCUCAGUUUGCAAGCACAAUGCUCCAAUUUUUGGCAAGGCACCAAGGAAAUUCGACUACAAAGAAAUCAUCAAAGCAACAGAUGGGUUUUCGAGGCAGAACUUCUUAGCAGAAGGUGGAUAUGGUGCUGUCUACAGAGGGGUCUUGCCUGACGGGCAGGUUGUUGCAGUGAAGCAACACAAGAUGUUGAGUGCACAAGGAGCGUCAGAGUUUUGCUCCGAAGUUGAAGUACUGAGGUGUGCACAGCAUAGGAAUUUGGUGAUGCUGGUGGGAUAUUGUGUGGAGGUCAAGUGGAUCCUUGUAUACGAGUUUGCUUGCAAUGGCUCUUUGGACAAGCAUUUGUAUGGAAGAGAAACAAAUGAAGUAAUGAGUUGGGACAGUAGGAUGAAGGUUGCAUUAGGAGCUGCAAGAGGUUUGAGAUAUCUUCAUGAAGAUUGCAGAGUGGGUUGCAUCGUGGGUGAUUUUGGUCUAGCAAGAUGGCAAGCAGACGGCCAAACAGCUGAGGAAACACGGGUUAUCGGUGCAUUCGGCUACUUGGCGCCCGAGUACACGCAGACUGGACUAAUAACAGAGAAAGCUGAUGUAUAUGCAUUUGGAGUUGUUCUGUUAGAGCUGUUAAGUGGCUGCAAGGCCACAGAGCUGUCCAGACACUUGGGACAGCAACUCCUACUAGACUGGGCAAGUUUGAUCCCUUACCCUCAAUUGUUUCUGGCUUCUGAGAAAAACAUAAGGGGUUGCCCACUGCUUGAGAUGAAGAUGAUAGAUCCUAGAUUGGAGGAUAACUAUGUAGCGAAGGAAGUAGAGUGUAUGAUGGUUGCAGCCAGCUUAUGUCUCACCUCACCCGGAAAAGAGACCCAGAAUGUUUUAAAAAUAUUGGAAGGAGAUGUGCCUGGUGAUCAUAUGGCUAAUCGUAAUGGACAUCAUAUCUCUUUUUACCAGAAACAAGAGUCGAAGAAGGUUUAUGGUGCGGAUAAACCAUUGAAUGAAACAAUAGUUCACAGCCCUUCCUCACAUUUGAUGAGACUGAAGCAUCAUAUGAAAUUCAGUCCAUCCAGAGUGAGGCCACCUAAAUAUAAUGACUGGAAUGGCUCAUUCAAGCCCAUGACACCCUCUGAUAAGCGCAAUGAGAUCUUACUUUUGAGACAAUCAAUCCUACUGGAGGGAUGUCCAUCAUCUAUUCUACUACUGGCAUUGUGGUUUGAAAACCACCCCCUGCACCCAGAUGAAGAAAGUUGCAGGGAGAGGACACCCAUUUGUAUCUAUGCCGCCCCUGGGAGUUCCAUAGUAAAUUCUCUGAAGAAAUUACAGUUACUCAGGUCAAAGCUCCAUCCAGAGAGGCCCUUGACCUCUCUGCUGAAUACCGAUCUCAGACACAGGGAGUGCAGAUUGGGAGCAAGGGGAUACCACUAA